AUGAACACUAUGGAUGUUAAUCAUAUAGAGAAUAAUGGGAAUAAAAAAAUUCACUUAAUAAAUAUAGAAUCCAAUGAUAUGAAAACUUGUUCAAGAAGAGGUCGAAAAUCAACAAUUCCACCAGAACUUAGAGAACAAACAAGACGUAUUAAAAAGCAAAACAUCGAAAGAAGUCGUCGUGCAUGUAUAGCAAAUAAAAUGUCUGAAUUACAUAAAUUAGCCAUGAAUUUGAUUGGAUUAAAUAUAUCAGAGCAACAAAAAACGGAAAAAGUGGAUAUAUUAGGCAUGUGUUAUGAAGUGUUUCAAAAUGUAGCAGUAUUAUUAAAUGAGAACCCAGAAUUAAAAGAGAAAUUAAAACAAAUGUGUCAUGAAAUUAGAUUAAAAUCUUUUAAUAAACAGCAUGAUAUAUCUAAUAAUCAUUAUGAUAUAACCAUUAAUAAAUCAAAUGAAUCUAUUACAAAUUCAACUAUUCACCAAUCACCAUCAUCAUGGAAUAAAGAAAAUUAUAAUCCUACAAAUCAAAAUUUAUUAAUUCCUUCUGAACUGAGUGCAUUUACACCUAUACGUAAUAUAAACAAUACUAAUUUACAUAAUUUUAAUCAAUUAAAUUAUCAAUCUACACCAAUUCAAUUACCGUUUAUUAAAAAUGAUAGUGGUUAUUUUGAAAUGAAUCAUUCAUCAACUUCAUUUAUUCAUACAAAUCCUAUUCAUUUAAGAACAGUACAUAUGUCUAAUGAAUCUACUUAUACACCUCAAUUAUCAUCUUUACAAAUGAAUUCUAUCAUAUCAAAAUUACAAUCAAAAGAAAACAUAUCAAUGAAUGAAAUGCUUACAAAUCAUCAUGAAACAACUAAACAGAAUAUUAUGUGGAGACCAUAUUUAGAUUAGAAUUUAAAAAAUAAUGAUAAAAAUAUUAUUUUUUUAUACUAUUCAUUUUUAUUGAUAUACUGAUAUAAGACUUCCUUACAUGGAAACUACCUUCUUUUCAUUACUUAUCCACAUUUUUAUUUUAUUAUUCAUUGAUUACUUCCUUUUUUUUUUAAAUGAAAGCACAAAAGAACUACACCCAUUAAAACCCUAUUUAUAUUUUAUAUUUAUACAUGUACAUUAGUUUACUCUUUAGAUAAAUCAAUUUAUUUUAGUUCAAUUUUUAGAGUUGCCCAUGUUGAGAUUAUAUUUUUUGAUAUACUAUUUUACUUAUAGACAAAAUAAAAUUUGUUAUUUGUAAAAUUUUGUUUAUCAUAUAACCCAUUAAAUCCGAAAAAAAAACUGAGUAAAGGAGAUGUAGCUUAAAGUUUACAAGAGUUCAGAUUGAUCGAUAAUGAACAAAGGUAUGUCAUAAUGAUUGAAAUCAAA
Messenger RNA from Schistosoma spindalis, 1356 nucleotides. Lineage: Eukaryota; Metazoa; Platyhelminthes; Trematoda; Strigeidida; Schistosomatidae. The record is from the annotation of a GenBank genome assembly.